AUGUCUUCCCCUGAGCUCCGCGCAAACGUGACGUGGUCGUACAAACAGGCGAAGGGCGUCAUGAUAGCCACGGUGCUGCUGUUGUUCUGCGUGUUCAUGUUAUGCGUCGGCAUCCUGCUACACGCGUUGGCCAAGCUGUCCAACUCCCUCGACACACCUCGUUACCUCCUCUUCAAGUGCAUGCUAGUCAACGAUAGCAUCCAGAUGAUGUCGUCCGUGCUCCUCUUCAUGCUGGCCACGUUUGAUGUGAACUUUGCGCUGUUCUACUGCGUUCCCAUGAUCAUCAUCUCUACGGCCAGCUUCCUCAACUCGCCGCUCAUCCUGGCCACCAUGUCAGUAGAGCGCUUUGUUGCAAUCUUCUACCCGUUGCGUCGCCCGGCCGCCUGGCGAUCUGACCGCAUCUGGGUCAUCAUCCUGGCUAUGUGGCUGCUGAGCUAUAUGAGCCCUGUCUUGGAGAACGCCAUCGGCGAUCCACGUACCUUGCCCGUCUGGAGCGAACCCGUGCGGUGCAAUCGCCAUCUAGUGAAUAUCACACCAGCCCAGGCCAUGAUUCGCAUAAUGGCAAACGGGCUCGUAUUUUCCCUUAUGGCCGUUCUCAUCAUCUGGACAUACAUAUGCAUCAUGGUGCAGACGCGCAAGCUGCGCAGGACUGGGGAUUCAGGAGGUCGCGCUCAGCGGACAGUUCUGAUACAUGCCGCACAGUUACUUCUCUGCGGGCUGGCCUUCACGAUACCUAUUUCUGAAACGCUCAUUACCCAAAACUAUGACAUCCAGUCACAACGUUUGUUGAGCUUCUUCAAUUACCUCUGCUUAGUCAUUUUCCCCAGGGCCUUCAGUCCGCUCAUCUACGGAUUCCGGGACCAGACCCUGCGCAGGCAGAUAGCUAAAGCCUUCAGGGCCUGUGCCAGGUCGAAGGUCGGUGUCUGA
Nerophis lumbriciformis (worm pipefish) is the source of this 927-nucleotide messenger RNA. Lineage: Eukaryota; Metazoa; Chordata; Actinopteri; Syngnathiformes; Syngnathidae. The record is from RefSeq and is a predicted model, not a curated record.